UUCAAGAAAACUGCUAGAUUAGAUAAAAACCUGUUAUUGAGAUAACAUGUAUUAUACUGGGUAGCAAUCUCUUCAAGUCAAUGUUUGUUGUUUACAUCUCUGAAAUAAGUGAUAAUGGGAUUAGUUUUGGAAGAUCCAAUUUUGGAAAUAGUUUCUGGUGUACUGCUCUUGUUCUGCAUCUGUUAUUGGUACAUCACGACAAGCUACGAUUACUGGAACAAAAGAGGAGUCCCAUUCAUCAAACCUGAAUUUCCUUUUGGUUCUAUAAAGGAUGUGAUACUUGCAAAAAAUGUUGCUGGCAAAGUCCACGAAAAAUUCUACAAACAGUUUCCAAAUGAGCGCUUUUAUGGCAUAAUGGAGUUUCUAACACCUACACUGGUAUUGAGGGACCCAGACUUGAUCAAGGUGGUCAUGGUAAAAGACUUCCAGUAUUUCACAGACAGAGGGACAGUGAUUGGCAACCGCACAGAAUACAUUAUGAAGCAUUUAGUAAAUUUAGUCGGGCAAGAAUGGAAAGAUAUGAGGGCGAAACUAACACCAACUUUCACCUCAGGCAAAAUCAAACUCAUGUUUGCCUUGAUGGAGAAAUGUAGUGAACAGUUGCAUGUUCUGCUCAUGGAUGAAAUUAAACAAGGAAAAAUAGUUGACGUGAAGAAUGUUCUUUCCAAAUUCACAAUGGAUGUUAUUGCCUCUUGUGCCUUUGGAGUGGACACAAACGCUCUAACGAAGGAAGGUGAGACCUUCUUUGGAGUCGUUAAGGGUCCUGCGUUUAAAUCGAUGAAAUUCAAGAUCGUUCGAAUUUUAUCUCUGGCUUUUCCUUCCCUGAUUGAUUUUCUUCGUCUCAACAAGGUUCGACCUGAGUUGAGGGAUUUCUUGACCAACAUGGUUCGCGAUUCUGUGGAGUAUAGACGAAAGAACAAUAUCAAGAGGAAUGAUUUCGUAGAUCUCCUAAUGAAUAUCAAGUACACAAAAGGUAGUUGGGAAGAAAAUGGAGAUGUGAAUUCUAAAUCCGAUGACAAAAUCUCUGGUGCACUGACUAUAGAGGAGAUGACAGCACAAAGCUUUGUCUUCUUUCUGGCAGGAUUUGAAACAGCUUCUUCACUGAUGGCUUUCUGCCUUUACGAGUUGGCAUGUCACUCUGAAAUCCAGGAGCGACUUUACCAGGAGAUUCAGGAGGCGAUGGAGAGAAAUGAAGGCAAAAUCACAUAUCAAAUGAUGAUGGAGAUCCCGUUUUUGGAUCAAGUUAUCAACGAAACUCUUCGUCUGUAUGGCACAGCCCAAAAUCUGAACCGACGAUGCACUCAACCAUACAAAAUACCAGACUCGGACCUCAUCGUGGAGAAAGGGAUGAAGGUCACCAUCCCUCUAUAUGCCCUUCACCACGACCCUCAAUACUACCCAGACCCUUACGAGUUUAAGCCUGAGCGAUUCACACCUGAGGAAACUAAAAAUAGGCACCCAUUUGUGUUUUUACCCUUUGGAGAAGGGCCGCGAAACUGUAUUGGAAUGCGCUUUGGGCUACUACAAGCCAAGAUGGGCUUGACUACUGUGGUCCUGAACUUUCAAGUGGAACUUUCACCUGGACAGGAAGUUCCACUAACAUUCAACAACCAAGCUCUAGUCUUGACACCAGCAAAUCCGAUAUUGUUGAAGUUCAGCCACAGAAAAAACAUUUGACACAAAUUAAUAAUUGUGUAAAUAUAUAUAAAACUAAUUACAUAACCUUUUUGUUUUCCUUUCCAGGUAUCUACAAAGUUAACGUUCAUGGAACUGUUCAAAUAUUUUACCAUUCAUAGUUUUUAGAAUUUAGUUGAAAUACUUUUAGAAAUUUCUAUAUGUCUAUUAUCUUCUUCUUUUAAAUUUACUCACAUCAGUUAAGAAAUCAUUCAUUCCAUUCAUGAAAGAUUUCCUUUGUAAAGCCUCAAUACGCUCUCUGUCUGAUAUUGGCCCUUAUCCCAGACAACAGAGACAUUCAAGACGGCUUUAGAACAAGGAUAAUAUGCAAAGCACAUAUAAGAUUCUUUGUUACUGAAAAAUCAGGCCAUCAACUUAAAAAAACCCUUGUUUCUCCUAGCUUUCAUAAUGACACUACUUACACAUUCAGAAAAGAUCGGCUUAAACCGUAGUAAGCAUUUUGUGAAUGGUAGUUUAGCUCCAGUUUACCUUACUCUUACGUCUGAAAUCUGACACUGUCUCAGACUUGACUCCUAGAAUCUAGAGUCAUGUUCGUCUGAAGAGAUCUUAGAAAAAGUCAUGAAGCUGUCACAGAUUCCAGACGCUCCACUAAGAGGAACUUGAGCUAAACUCGACAUUCAUAUUGAAUCCAACUCAGUUGCUCCACUUUAAUAAACACUUUUAACGGUUACUUUAGUUACACACCUGAGGUAAAUAUCAAACUGUAAAUCACUAAACAAACUUGAUUCUUUGUAUCACUGAACAAUGGCAAAUGUAAAUCUUUAUACAGAUUUGUAAUGUAUCACAAAACAACUGAUCUAGUAAUAUUUGUAAUUUAUAGUUUACAAUUAUCCAGCAAUACAGUCAGAGAUGAAAAAAUUAAAGCCAGAGACAUUUUUGUCAGGAAUGCGGUGAUUUUCAAUGCUGUCAUACUGGUCACUCAUGUUAAUGGAAUUCAAGGACUAAUUCAGAUUAGAGGAAAUAAGAAGAUCUGACGCUGUCACAGAAUUGACUCCUGAAAACUGAAGUCAUGUUCGUCUGAAGAAAUCCAAAUAAAGUCAUAACGCUGUCACAUAUUCCACACGCUGCACUAAGAGGAAGGUGAACUGGAGCUAAACUCAACAUUCAUUUCAAGAAUCUCAAGAUAAUUUACUCUGUCAUAGCUCAAAUGCCAUUUUCACAAUGCAUAGAUAUUUACCUCAGUGAUUAUUAGUGUAGAUUGAACACUGUUGUCAAUACUAGUACAUUUAGUUAUCAAAUUAAAGCCCCUGAAGUUGGAUACACAGAACUGCACAAAGCUACAGAAAAAAGUCACCUACAGUAUGACAAAUAGAAAGAGCAGGAAGGCGAAGCAUCUUUUUCACAUCUACCCAACUAGCUCUGGCAUUUCCACAGUUUCAAACCAUCACUAAAUACAUUUUAAUUAUAAAGCCUCGAUUGCUACAUGGUCUCUCACCUAGGCUACAGUAGUAAGCUCAAAGUUACUUCAUACUAAUCAUCUUUAAUAUGUUAGGCACUAUCUGUUUAUAAAUUACUCGCUUAAAUGGACAGAGUGUGUUUCUCUCACUUAUUUCUAUUUGGAGAUAAUUUCUUGUUACUACAGUAUCCCAUUUAGUUUCUUUCUGUUGGAAACUAUUCAAGCAACUAAAAUAAAACCUCUGUAGCACAUCUGCUCUAACUAUAUCAAACCAAUUAAAUGCUCUUGGGCAAAAAGUGAA
Messenger RNA from Homalodisca vitripennis (glassy-winged sharpshooter), 3392 nucleotides. RefSeq names its product probable cytochrome P450 6a13. NCBI's taxonomy places the organism in Eukaryota, Metazoa, Arthropoda, Insecta, Hemiptera, Cicadellidae. The transcript has 5 exons. The record is from RefSeq and is a predicted model, not a curated record. Gene Ontology annotation, molecular function: iron ion binding; oxidoreductase activity, acting on paired donors, with incorporation or reduction of molecular oxygen; monooxygenase activity. Bases 115 to 1677 code for a protein of 520 amino acids.